CGGAUCAUCGCCGAUCUUCAGGUUUUGCGUUUGUUGAAUGAGCCUAGCGCUGCUGCAGUAGCAUAUGGUCUUUAUCGCACUUCCACUGACCUGCCAAAUGCCGAACAGCGUCAUGUCGCUUUCGUUGAUUUUGGUUCUUCGGCUUUGCAGGUUGCUAUUUCAGCAUUCCACAAAGGCAAAGUGAAGAUGUUGGCCUGCACCUUCGAUCCUGCCUUGGGAGGUCGCUCUAUCGAUAUUGCCAUCGCUCAUCAAUUGGCACAAGGAUUUAACAAGCCAGGAAGCGAUGUGACCAAAAACAAGCGUUCCUGGAUUCGUCUCUUAGCUGAGGUUGAUAAAUUGAAACGUCAAAUGUCUGCGAACGUCUCUGCCCUUCCUAUUAACGUCGAAUGCCUGAUCGAUGAAAGAGAUUUCUCUGCAAAGAUGAAAAGAUCCGACAUGGAAGAGCUUUGCGCCCCUCUCUUCGAACGAGUUGAAAAAACAUUGCGACGAUGUCUUGCCGAAUCGGGACUGAAACAGGAAGAUAUUUCUGAGAUUGAACUUAUUGGUGGCUCGACUCGUAUCCCAGCUGUCAAAUUACUAAUCGAGCAGGGCUUUGGCAAACCACCCUCCACAACUCUGAAUCAGGACGAAUGCGUUGCCCGUGGCGCUGCUAUUAUGGCUGCCAUGCUGUCUCCCAGUUUCAAGGUCCGUGAAUUCUCUCUUACCGAUCUUCAGCCCUAUGCAAUCAACUUGAAUUGGAGCGGCGAAGACGUUGAGCACGGAGAGAUGGAAGUAUUCCCCAAGUUUCACAGCGUUCCUUUCUCCAAGAUUCUAACAUUCUUCCGAAAGAGUCCUUUUGUGUUUGCUGCUUCGUUGAAUCGUUUCAAGAAAGCGUACACUGCUUACAAUAGCGGUGUUGCAGCCUACGAUCACUGGACGCCCGAAGAAGCAAAGAAGUUGGAACUAGCAAUUGCUGAAAAAGUUUCUUGGUUGGAUGCCAACAUCAGCCGUGUGAAGGCAACUCUUAAGACUAAGGACUUGCCUAUUAAAGCCGCUGCCUUCCAUAGCGAACACCAGGCUUUUGAAAGCAGCAUGAAUCCAGUUUUGAACAAACCCAAACCACAGCCUCCUGCCCCACCGGCUGAAGCUGCACAGUCGGGCAAGCCAGAGGAUGCUGCCAACGGCUCAACAAUAGUGCUCCCAGAAUUGAUCCGCGGACCGCAGUCCCGACUCCAUCAUGCGAAAUUAAUUGGCCGUGCAUCACCAACUUAUAUCGGAUGGGCGCUCCGUAUUGAAAACUAUUGCUAAAUUUCAUAAAGCUUUACAUAAUUUUGCUUGGACAAUCAUGUGUAAGUGGUGUAUAAAAUGAAAUGCGUGUUGAAUACAAAUUUUAAAUCGCG
Molecule: messenger RNA, 1379 nt
Organism: Daphnia magna
Lineage: Eukaryota; Metazoa; Arthropoda; Branchiopoda; Diplostraca; Daphniidae
Product: 97 kDa heat shock protein-like
Biological process (GO): protein folding
Cellular component (GO): nucleus; cytosol
Molecular function (GO): ATP-dependent protein folding chaperone; ATP binding
Source: RefSeq, a predicted model, not a curated record